AAAUGUUCAUCAGUCUCAUUCCGAAUCGCAAUCUUUGAAGUUCGAGUUCUCAGCCAGUGUCAUUGCAAAGAUUAUUUUCUUAACCUACAGAAGUUUAUUACCUAUACAAUGUCAGGGAUAAGAAAUGCAUAUAUUUUGUUGGUAUUUACAUUGACGGUCAUUUUUGCAGUUGAUAGAACUUAUGGACAAGGAGGCCCCUGCACAACCCUUCGUGAUGAACCUGGCGUUUGUGUCCCAAUAUUGACCUGUUGGACAAUUACAGAGCUUUUCAGAAUAUCUCCAAGACCUUUGCCACCUUCAGUGAACAAUCAAGUACGACAAUCCUACUGUGGGACAUUCAGAAAUAUUCAUCAUGUUUGUUGUGAUCCAAAACGUGUUACUGGUGGAGAAACAACCACAACCACAACUCCAUCUCCAGUCACUACUCCCAAAAAGUCCAUCAUACGAUCAGGCAUUGAAAAAUCGGAAGACGAUGUCCGAGCUGGAAUAGCCAUGUUACAAACACAAAAAAACUGCGGAAAAAGUGAUGCUGAUCGAAUUGCUAAUGGAGAAAAUGCCAAUCUCUCCGAAUUCCCAUGGAUGGCCUUGUUAAUAUAUACUGAUGGUAUUGUCAGAACGGAAGACUGUGGAGGAACUUUGAUCCAUGAAAGAUAUGUUCUAACUGCAGCUCAUUGUAUCCGAGCUCGAGGAAAAAGACUGGUAAGUGUGCGCUUGGGUGAACACGAUACCCAAUCUGAUGUAGAUUGUGAAGGCGAGGGUGAUAAAAGGAAAUGUGCUCCGCCAACACAAGAAAUUGACGUUGAGGAGGCUAUUUAUCAUAAAGACUAUAAUCCCGCCAGGUUCUCCGAUGAUAUGGGAUUGCUGCGACUUGUCAGCAAUGCUGUGAUUAGAACCAAUGUUAGACCGGUUUGUCUGCCAAUAACGCAGAAAUCAAGACAGUAUCAAUUAAGUCACAUGAUUAUAUCUGGAUGGGGUCGUAUUGAAAAUGGAACUAAAGCUACUAUUCUACAAAAAGCUACUAUACCUAUGAAAACCAUCGAGUAUUGUCAACAAAUCCACACAUUAGUAAGGUUUACCCAGAAACAAUUAUGCGCUGGUGCAGAAAAUGAAAUCGAUACUUGCAAAGGCGAUUCAGGUGGACCACUAUUCUAUAUUGCACCAUACAAUUUUGGUGUACGGUAUAUCCAGUAUGGUGUUGUUUCAGCUGGUAGCGUAGUAUGUGGGUCUGAUAAUCCUGGAAUUUAUGCUAGAGUUGAGGCGUAUUUGCCCUGGAUUGCUAGCAAUUUAACAUAAAAUUAAGUAUUUUCUGUGAAAGUUUUUGAAAGUCCUACAAAAAAAAAAAAAACCACUACUUUAGUCUGUAAUUAGGUUUCUUUUUAAAUUGUUUAUGUUAAGAAUGUUUUGAUAAACUUUAAAGAAAUAAAAA
Molecule: messenger RNA, 1426 nt
Organism: Episyrphus balteatus (marmalade hoverfly)
Lineage: Eukaryota; Metazoa; Arthropoda; Insecta; Diptera; Syrphidae
Product: serine protease grass-like
Exons: 5
Coding region: 109-1293 (394 amino acids)
Biological process (GO): proteolysis
Molecular function (GO): serine-type endopeptidase activity
Source: RefSeq, a predicted model, not a curated record